AUGGAGUACGAGCGCAUCAUCUUGACCGUGGACGUGCCCCUGGCCAUGGCCCUGGGCGUGGUGGCGAACAUCGACGCGGACGUGCCCGGUGACAACCCCAUGAUCAUCAGUGGGAUGAAGAACUCGAUCUCGAAGCUGAGGGCGGCCAGCAUCUCGGGCUACGGUCCAUACGCGACCAGGGGCGUGGGUUUGAAGGAGCCCGCGAAGGUGCCCAACUUGUCGAUCAUAGGCCUGGACAUCGAGGUGACCACGAUCACGAGAGGCGAGGGGAUGCCGUUGCCGCACGACCCUUUGAUCAGCAUCGCCAUCAGCAAUGGGGGGUGGUACGACAAGCAGUUCGAGGACAAGUGCUACCUCAUCCACACGUUCGGGUACUGCACCAAGACCAAGUGGGAGGACGGGCGCCACCCCGCGAUCGUGAAGGUGGACAACCACGGAGUCGCGGUCAAGACGGCGUACGAGAUCCUCAGCCCCGACCUCGUAUCCAUCCACAACGGCUUCAAUUUCGACCUGAGGUCAAUCGGGUGCAAGGCUGCGUUCGAGCCCACGAUCGAGCAAGACGUGCGCGGAAGCCACCACGUGCGCAGCCAGGUACUUCCUCAAGAACAUGAUCACGGUCACGGAGCAGAACGGACACAAGGUCAUCUACGGGGACACGGACUCGAUCUUCGCUGGGUCAAGGGCACGUCCGAGGAGCAGUGCAUGGAGGCGGCCACUGUCCUGAAGAAGAGCAUCGACCAGAGCCUGGCCGGGACCCCGUUCGAGCACAUCGGCGCAGACAUCAAGGGGAACUACAAGACGAUCCUGAUCACGGCCAGGAAGAAGUACGCGGUCGUCGACUGA
This is a messenger RNA of Baudoinia panamericana UAMH 10762, 843 nucleotides long. RefSeq lists its product as uncharacterized. Bases 1 to 843 code for a protein of 280 amino acids. The record is from RefSeq and is a predicted model, not a curated record. The transcript has 2 exons. NCBI's taxonomy places the organism in Eukaryota, Fungi, Ascomycota, Dothideomycetes, Mycosphaerellales, Teratosphaeriaceae.